Molecule: messenger RNA, 715 nt
Organism: Paramecium pentaurelia
Lineage: Eukaryota; Ciliophora; Oligohymenophorea; Peniculida; Parameciidae
Source: the annotation of a GenBank genome assembly
UAUGCAUGGAGACUUUUAGUCUACAUUCCAGUACAAUUCAUUUUAUUAUAUUAGACAUGACUACCAACCUUGGAAAUAAUGCAGAUAGAAACCCUUUAAUUAUGAAAGAUAACCAUAAAAGCAUGCUUAUGAUCCAUCUACUUUGCUUAGUUAAUAUCAAAGUGAAUAUAUUAAGAGACCACUACCUGAUAAAGAAAUUAGAGAAUUACCUUAAAUUCCAUCUUCGUAGCCUUUCACUAGUAAAUCUGAUUAUUAGACCAACUAUUAAAAGUAAUUCAUAACAUCUAUCAAGAUUUCCUUUGCCUUUAAAACCCCCAGUUACAAAAAAACAGUAUAAAUCUGCCCCAAGGUAAGUUCCUUGGAAUACAACCUAUGGAGUAGAUUUUAUUCCAAAGCCAAUUGGAGAGAAAGAAUAAUUUAAACCAACUUAAAAGGAUGGUCCAAAUUGUAACAUUGAUUUUGGUUCAAGUACUUACAGAACUGCUUAUGUUCCUAUGCCUACUUGCAAACAAGAUAAAUACAGAGAUCCUCAUUAAAGAAAUUUAUAUGGAGAUCCUGGAUAAACAGGAAAUUCAACAUAUUAAAUGGAUUAUAUAGAGAAAUAAAAUAAUAAUGAUAUGUGUCCAGUCUUUGCUUUACCUAAGAGACCUGUAAAAUUACCUGGAGGAAAAUCACAUCUUAAUUAUGAUGCUGUAAACAAUAGAUGGGUUUGAUU